AUGCCUUCCACUCAUCAAAGCACAAGCACCCUCAAGCUGGGGGCACUUGCCACUUGGAAGAAUGAUGUGGCCGACGCGAUACCUGCAGCCAGUAUUUUUGCAUACCCGAUAGAGCCGCUGUCUUAUGUUCCCGCUUCUAGUUUACUCGACGUGGGUCACAUAGAUUUCGGUAAAUCCGCGCCUUACUUCCAAUCACGUUAA
Messenger RNA from Puccinia triticina, 201 nucleotides. RefSeq lists its product as uncharacterized. Bases 1 to 201 code for a protein of 66 amino acids. NCBI's taxonomy places the organism in Eukaryota, Fungi, Basidiomycota, Pucciniomycetes, Pucciniales, Pucciniaceae. The transcript has 3 exons. The record is from RefSeq and is a predicted model, not a curated record.